This is a messenger RNA of Myripristis murdjan (pinecone soldierfish), 7510 nucleotides long. RefSeq names its product glutaminase b (gene glsb). Bases 99 to 1799 code for a protein of 566 amino acids. Gene Ontology annotation, molecular function: protein binding; glutaminase activity. The transcript has 15 exons. The record is from RefSeq and is a predicted model, not a curated record. Gene Ontology annotation, biological process: L-glutamine catabolic process. NCBI's taxonomy places the organism in Eukaryota, Metazoa, Chordata, Actinopteri, Holocentriformes, Holocentridae.
ACAGCGAAGUCGGAUUAAUUCAUUAUUACUGUAAAACGUCGCUACCGGACCUUUUUUUGGAAUUAAGAUUUCCCUCUUAAUUGCUUGACAGGAUUGAAAUGUUACAAUUUAGGUUUUCCACAGUGCUUAAGGAGUUGUUGCAAACCAAUCUCAAGCGUCCCUUGACCGGUUCAAGACAUAAAACGUGGUUACCAAUCCAUUACUGCUUCGGCACCACCUCCUUUGAUGCCAGAUCUGUGUCUAAACUGAAGGUCCUUCAUGCCGGAGUACACCGCCCUAUGCUAUGCAGCUCCCGGGCUUACUGCACUAAAACUGAGGGCGCCGUACAGCUGGACGAGCCAGUGAAGAAGGAUGCCAGCGGAGAUGGACCAGCCGGCGACAAGAGAAGAAAUGCAGGCAUUCUUCCCAGUCUGGAAGAUCUGCUUUUCUACACAAUUGCAGAAGGCCAAGAGAAGAUUCCUGCCCACAAGUUCAUCACAGCACUUAAAACCACUGGGCUGCGUACCGGAGAUCCCCGCCUGAAGGAAUGCAUGGAAACUCUGAAAGAAACCCUGAAAAACACAGCCGAUGGAGUUACGCUGGACAAGCACCUGUUCAAGAAGUGUGUCCAGAGCAACAUUGUCCUGCUGACUCAGGCCUUCCGCAAGAAAUUCGUCAUCCCAGACUUCCAGUCCUUCACAUCCCACAUUGAUGAGCUGUACGAGAGUGCCAAAAAUCUGUCUGGGGGACAGGUUGCUGACUACAUUCCACAGCUUGCCAAAUUCAGCCCUGACCUGUGGGCCGUCUCUCUGUGUACAGUUGAUGGACAAAGACACACAGUCGGAGACAGCAAGGUCCCCUUCUGUCUGCAGUCCUGUGUCAAGCCCCUGAAGUACGCCAUCGCUGUUCAUGACCACGGCACAGAGUAUGUGCACAGUUUUAUCGGGAAGGAGCCCAGUGGCCUGCGCUUCAACAAGCUUUUCCUGGAUGAGGAUGAUAAGCCCCACAACCCUAUGGUGAAUGCUGGUGCUAUUGUUUGCACUUCACUGAUAAAGCAAGGUGCAAGCAAUGCUGAAAAAUUUGACUAUGUCAUGAACUUUCUGAACAAGAUGGCAGGAAACGAGUAUGUAGGUUUCAGCAAUGCCACAUUCCAGUCGGAGCGUGAGUCAGGAGACAGGAAUUUCGCCAUCGGCUACUACCUGAAAGAAAAGAAGUGUUUCCCUGAGGGGACGGACAUGACCUCCAUCCUGGACUUCUACUUUCAACUGUGUUCCAUCGAGGUGACCUGCGAGAGCGCCAGCGUCAUGGCAGCCACCCUGGCUAAUGGCGGUUUCUGUCCAAUCACGGGCGAGCGUGUGCUGAGUCCUGAGGCAGUGAGGAACACCCUGAGCCUCAUGCACUCCUGUGGCAUGUACGACUUCUCAGGCCAGUUCGCCUUCCAUGUGGGUUUACCAGCCAAGUCUGGGGUGGCAGGUGGGAUCCUGCUGGUUGUGCCCAACGUGAUGGGUAUUAUGUGCUGGUCGCCUCCGCUCGACAAGAUGGGCAACUCCGUCAGAGGAAUCCAGUUCUGCACGGACCUUGUGGAGCUUUUCAACUUCCACAACUAUGACAAUCUGCGGCACUUUGCCAAGAAGCACGAUCCUCGCAGGGAGGGCGGGGACCAGCGGCAGCACACCUUUGGACCCAUGGAUUACGAGAGUCUUCAACAAGAGCUAGCUCUGAAAGCCCCUCUUUGGAAAAAGGUGUCCCCCACUGAGUCGCACCAGGACAGCUCCACCACUGUAGUCUAUAGGAUGGAAAGUGUUGGGGAGCGCAACUAGAAAGGAGACUCAACCCCCCCACCCCCUUCCCACCACUCGCACCACCACCAACACCUCUCCUCUCAUCUGCCCCCUUCUGCUACACCCUCAAAUAUUUAUAUAAAUUAUGAAGAGGAUUAUUUAUUGCUUAUGAAGCAGUUUCUAUGUGGUGGGUCUUGAAUUUGUUUUUGUAAUUAUGUAAUGAAAGAUUUAAAAAUGAGUUACUGCUUUUUUUUUUUUUUUUUUUUUUUUUUUUCCUCUGAAUUCCAUAAGAACUCCUAUAGGCUCCGCCUCCUUGUUGCCUUAGAGUGCGUAGGAUCUAAUGUACGGCGUAGUGGUUAGGCUUUUGUUUCAUCUCACCAUCACGCUGUCCUGUUUUUCCUAUGUUAUAUAGUAUUCUGAUUUAAAACAACAACAACAACAACAAAAAAAAAAAAAACAUGAAUAUCAAAAACUGGUGGUCUACUUGAAACUCGCUGCUGUUGUUGGGGGGAGGGGGUUGUGUGUGUGCGUGUGAAAACGUGCAUGCAUGUGUAAACCCACUCCUCAGACCACCAGGAUAGAGUAUAGGGAGCUGAAGUCGACAUGCCUGCCUGACUCUGUUUCAUUCUGGUUCUACAACAAUGCAGACUGUCUGAUAUAAUCAAACAACAAACUGUAUUGCACUGUAAAGUAAUAUUUACUCCUUGGCCUGAUUUCAGUCAAAUUCAGUCGGUGGAACUUCUAAUUUAACAUUUUUAUGCUUACCACUCCAUAAUAGCUGGCACCCAGUUGAUACAAAAAAGGCACAGCACAGAACUUGAAUUAAUACAACAGGCACAUCUAUUGAAAAUCAGCAUUUCAGGAUGGUUGAGGCUGUUUUUAUGUGUACCACUGAGCCAGCUUCGUAUAAAUUAAACCAGAGCAAACUCAGUGCACUGCUUUGAUCCUUGCUGCAAUAUCGCCAUCUGCUGGCUGAAAGCAGGGUGAGGAUUUUCCCUCAAAGGUUACUAAAUGUUUAGGUUUAGUAAUUGUUUGUGUUUCUGUGGGUGCUGCAAGAUGAUUUUCCACCGAAAUCUGUUGCUUUAUUGAGUUAUGAGGCAUGUUCCACUUGUUCUGUCUGUGGAAGCAUGCACCAGCCACCUAGACGCUGGUAAACAAACCAGUUGACGGACUUGGUGCACUUCUGCUUCAGCUCCCUGUACAUUAGGGUUAGUUUCUCGAAGGGAUUUCUUGGCUCACACUGAGACCCAUAACUGAUUGCAUGUGCUUUAAUACCCAUAUCAUGGAAAAGAUAAUAACAGGUACAGGAUGUAGUGGAUGACCACAAUAAAAUAACCACACAAUAGCAUGUAUUUGUGAGAGGUUGAUUGAAAGCUUUAAAGCAGUAGAUCAGAAUGCUAACAUAACAAAUGGAGUUAAAAUGUACUUUUAGGUGCAUAUGCUUAGCUAUGGUGCAUCAGUUUUGACUAAUAUAAAAAUCUGGAUAUUGUGGAAAAAAGAAAAAAAAAAAAAAAGAAUUCCAAAGUUGAUACAAAUUUAAAUUUUAGUCUCCAACAACAAUGCCUGUAUUUUGCUUUUCAAAUCUACAUCCUGAACCUUGAAAGGAAAAAGCAACCCUUAACACAUUUUGGGUCAUUUUGCUGUUGGUUGGGGUCACUAUCACUCCAGUCUUGAAGGUGAAUUGAAAAUGGAAACUGCCGUAAAACCAAACUUCUAUCGAAGUAUUUGUGCCGGGACUAUGCUCAUAAUUUGGGCGGAUUUUUCCAUUUUAAUCUGAUGAUAGCGUGGGUAUUAGUACAAGUUAACCAAAGAAAGGUUUGCUCAACCAAAGCUCAGGAGUUUAGCAAUUUUAAUGACCGGCUCACGGGUUGAGACGACUAAAACAACAGGCCGCUUUUCCCUGCUCCUGGAGACUCGUUUGACUUGAAUCUCUUUCACCUACCAGCACUCUUGGAGUGCAGCAGGGUUAACUGACUGUAGCAUUCUGAGCUGCUGUUGAGUUUGAACAGAAAGCUAUUUGUGCGUGUGUGUGUGUCUGUGUGUUUGUGUGUGUGGCUAGAGACAUUAUGUUCGUCUUUUUCUGUGAGAAAGCCCAGUAUUGCUCCAAUGAUGCGGGCAAAGAGCGCUUGUUGCUGCAGAUUCCAGUUGUAACCCCUCACAGCUUGUAUUGGUACAAAAGCCAUAACAGUCCUCCUGUUUCCCUGAUAUUACCUGAUGACUGUAGGGUUUACCGAGGCUGCAUUCCAAAAAAAAAAGAAAAAAAAAUCAUAAGGAUUACUGUGUGUGAGGUAAUUUCAUUUAUUCUGCGCAGGUGGUAUACCAAGUAAAGCUUGUUUGAUGACAGUGACACACUCAUAUGUGAGACAUGGAUGCUGCUGGCAUGAUCCACCAGAACUGAAAACUUUCAAGAUUUGUCUUUUGGAACCAAAAAAAAAAGCACUUCAACAAUACUGGCUGAAUUUACAGCAAAUCAUUUUAGUAAAUCUCCUUUAUAUAUGAGCUGUGUUUAAAUGACAUGCUUAACGUAAUGGUUCCAAUAUUCAUGAAGUCUUGUUAAGAAACAAAACAAAACAAACAAAAAAAAAAGCUUCCUAUCAGUACUGGAGCCACUGUUAAUGUUUCCUUAUAAAGAGAAAAUUCCUAGAGAGAAGAAGGGAAGUUUAGUAAGUUUUAAAAUGGUGCUUUGGGAUGUAGGUGUUUGGGAAAACUUGGCUCUAUCUUAUCAGAUGACCAUCAAAAUCAUGUCAAACUCCUCUGAUCCAGAACUGUGUAUCAGUAUUAUCCAAGAUGUAUGAUCAUUGUAGAAAUACUCAUAGUGCUUAUUCAGUGUUGUUGGUGCAAGAUGGGGAGAGUUCUCAUAAUGUCACUACUCCAAGAUUUAUAAAUAAUCAAACUCUUAUCGUCAAAGGGAAGGACUGUUUUUUUUCCCCCAUAUGUUCAUGCAGUUACUGUACUUCUGAAUGCAUAUAAAGGUAGAUGUAUGUCGCUUUUAGGUGUGUGUGUGUGUUUGUGUGCCUGUAUAUGAGUGAUGAUACUCAACAGCAGAUCAGAAUGUGUAUCGACAAUACACUUCAUAUGUUUUGUUUCAUUAUAUUUUCUAGUUUGUCUCCCAUAAGAAAAAAGUUGUACAAAUACUUGCACAUGAAUGUCAUGUCAGCAAAAUGCCUUAGAUGUCACCCUGCUGUGAUUGGGGGCAGUUUGAUCUGUUAGUUAUUCAAUCCAUUGUUGAAACUGUACGUGCUGUGUACACUGUAUGUGUUCUUUGUCAAUGGUUUUGAUUCAGCUCAAAGCAGCGGCUGCGGGACGCAGUAAUUACCUGUUGCUUUGGAAGGUCCCUUCCCUCUAAUUUGUGAAGUCUACUUUUUUUUUUUUUUUUUUUUUUGCUUUCAUGUCAUCACUUUUGAAAUAGAAUUUUACCGACGAUGUAUUUAUGUGUUUGCAGAUUUGUGCUCAUUAUUGUGUUGUGGUACAAGGCAUUCAAAAGCUUCUGUCAUCAUUAUGGGCUUGAUCUUAGGGACUCACUGGCCCUUGGAAACGUUAUGUUGUAAAAUGCAGUUCUUUGAUGGUUUCUACUUCAUCCACAUUCUACACUAUAUAAAAGCUGAAUGGGUCCAUUGGUUAUGUUAAAUAACUUCUGCCACAGAUCUGGUUGCUUUCUGCUAGAGAUUUUGCAGCAGGCGUUCCAGACAAGUGUGGUUGACUGGAUAAGGUGAAGAGUGCUUGUGUUAGUUAAGUGUAUGAUAGUAUGCGUAUUGCUAGAACUACUGGAAUUGAUUGUGUAAUCCUGGUGGUCUUGAGAUGAGUUUUGGCAGUAAACUGUUCUGGAGAAGCUUCCGCGCACAGCAGCAGCACUAUCCCUGGUCUGGUGUACACUUUGUUUUCCGCUGACUCAUCUCUGCGGUCUUUGACAGAGGAGUCAGUCAUGUGGUUUACACCUCUGGAAAGGAAGGCGAGGGAAUCCGUCUCUCCUUGUGCGUGUCUUUAUUUCUUUGCUGCUAGAGUAAUUUUUGUCUCCCUUGCACAUGUAGACUGCAGUGUCUGCACGUUGGUAAGGCCCUGUUCACACCUGGCUUUGAAAUGCAUUUUGGGUGAUCCGAUCACAAGUGGACAGCUUUCAGUGAACAUUUACACCCAAGAUGCAUUAGGGAUCCAUUGAGAUCUGAUGGCUGAGACGACAUUCAGGGGCAUUCUCGGCUGUAUAUGGCCACAUUAUUGUAGCAGUGUGUGUGCAAAUAUGUCCUGGGCCACACUGAAGGGCCGUUUAUUCACCUGACGUCCUCUGUGUACGCAGAAUUACGCAGUCAUUCACGCGCCAGCAGCGUCAUAGUACAACACAAAACAACAAGCUGAUUCUCGUGGAUGGAGAACACACAAAACACUUCUCUUCUAAUUUCCAACAGACUAGGCAUGGAGAAGUACAACAAUGCAUUUGGUCUUUACAAACAGAAAUGUACGUUUAUUUGCAUACAGAGCUGGGAAGAUAGAUCCGAUCACAAAUGGUGGAGAUGCGUUUGAAUGCCAGGUGUGAACUAACGUAGUUAGAGCUGUCCACUUGUGAUCAGAUCACCCACAAUGCAUGUUGAUAGCAGGUGUGUGUAGGGCCUAAGACUGGACUAGAGACCAGUAUUCAGAGAUUUAGAUGAAUGCAUGCCGGGCUAACCCUAUUGUAAUCACACGGGACUCAUCAUCCAGAUCUGUUUGAUUUUGCUUCGGCAAGUUAGAAUGACAGAUAUUUUCACACAUUUUCUCUACACUUUAACAAGCAUGAUGUGAAAUGAGUGAUGCUGUAAUAGUCUUUCUCAGUGUUUCUCUGCUCGGGUUAAUGUUGCAUUGCAUGAGGGCAAAUGAGUUGUAUUACUUGAAGUAAUCGGACCCUUCUAUCUCUCCUGAAAAUGUGACUAUUGCCUCAUAUAAUUGACCUCAUAAGAGAGGGGUUUUUGAAUGCAGUACCAGUAUUUCCAUUUGAAUCUUCUGAUUUUGUGCUUGUCAUAUCAUAUAUGAAAUGUUUCCUAAUGUUGAAAUGUCUGUUUUUUUCCCAUUUGGACUCUCAUUCUCCAUCUUGCAUGCAUAUUUUUCUAUGAUUUGUGUUUGUAAUCUCAUGUAAUCCAUAUCCAAGGUUAUUUUAUUACCUACCACAUGUACGUAUUUAUGUUGAAUGUCUUCAGACAUCUAGUUUAAUCCUUUGUGAUUAUGAGAAAUGAAACCUAUCAUUACCAUUACAAUUUUGUGUUCUUGGAAUUGUAAGGUUCUCUAAUGUUUUGGUCAAAAAUGAACUCAUUUGUAGUUUUAGAAACAGGUCAUCAUUUGUAGUGAAAGUUGGGAUUUUUUUUUUUUUUUUUUAAAUAUAUAAUCUUUUAAAGGGAUGAAAAUGGUAACUAAAGAAGUUAGAAUAGUGUUGUUACACGGGACAUGAAAAGUGAAAGGCUCCACAUCCAAAAAAAACAACUCAAACAGAUGGAACUGUACAAUUCCAAGCUCACAUUUGUCAAGUUUUAAAUUUGUUUGCUCAGAUGUGAUGUAGUAGUACAUGUGAAGUCUGUGUACACUAAACUGCCCUGUCCGCUUGUAACAUAGGAGUUCUGAGGAAGCCAGUGCUGAGGCAUUGACUGUCUUCCUCUUCAAGGCAGAUUAUUACAUUUGUGUGGCUGUGGCAGAAUUGCAAACAAUACAGUUGAGUUGGUGUAAAAAAAAAGUAUUUUUUGCAUUGAUGUCCCUUGUAUAAAAUCCAAUAAAGCACUAUGAUCUAUCAA